This is a messenger RNA of Mauremys mutica (yellowpond turtle), 5277 nucleotides long. Its product is annotated as integrin alpha-D-like. The coding region runs from base 1 to 3579 and encodes 1192 amino acids. Gene Ontology annotation, molecular function: integrin binding. The transcript is spliced from 30 exons. The record is from RefSeq and is a predicted model, not a curated record. Gene Ontology annotation, biological process: integrin-mediated signaling pathway; cell adhesion mediated by integrin; cell-matrix adhesion. Gene Ontology annotation, cellular component: integrin complex; external side of plasma membrane. NCBI's taxonomy places the organism in Eukaryota, Metazoa, Chordata, Testudines, Geoemydidae.
AUGGACCCCCUGCCUCUGCUCCUCUACCUGUGCGCAGAAGGAGCCGGCCCCUCAGCCCCAACCACUGGCCCGUUCUCCAUAGGGGAAGCGCUAACUGGUGACUGUUUAACCCCUGCAGUGCUGGCACCGAGCCAUGGAUUCAGUGUGGAGGUGGAGGGACCCAUCACCUUCCAGGAGGCAGCAGCAGGGUUCGGGCAGAGCGUGGUGCAGUUCGGGAGUGCCAGCGCUGGGGGGCUGAUCGUUGGGGCCCCGCUGCAGACAGGAAACGUGAAUGAAAUCGGCAAAGUCUACAAGUGCGACCCGGGCUCCAGACGCUGCCAGGAGAUCCCCAUCCAGAGGCCCCCCGAUGCCAUGAACAUGUCCCUCGGUUUGUCUUUGGCUGCCCGAGGUUCCCAGUUCCUGGUGUGCGGCCCCACGGUGCACCAGGCCUGCGGGGAGAACAUGUACGUGAAUGGCUACUGCUUCCUCCUGGACCAGAGUCUCCGGCAGCUCCGGUGCAUCCCGGACAGUCUGCCAGAGUGUCCCAAAAAUGGCACAGACAUUGUGCUCCUCGUCGAUGGCUCGGGCAGCAUCAAACCUGAGGACUUUGAAAAGAUGAAGACGUUUGUCUCUGAGAUCAUGAAGCGUUUCCGCAGCACUGACACGCAGUUCGCCCUCAUGCAGUAUUCGCACAGAUUUAGAGACCACUUCGACUUCUCAGAGUACAGGAGCAGUCGUGACCCUGAUCAACUUCUCCAGGGGGUUGAGCAGCUUCAUGGAUCGACGUUCACGGCCAGCGCCAUCCAGCAAGUGGUGGAGGAGCUGUUCAUCUCUGGGAGAGGUGCUCGGGAUGAGGCCACCAAAGUUCUCAUUGUGAUCACAGAUGGGAAGAAAUUAAAUGACCCGCUUUCUUAUUCAGACGCCAUCCCCGAGGCUGAGAGAGCUGGAAUCAUCCGCUACGCCAUCGGGGUCGGCAAGGCCUUCUUCAGUGAUACUGCCCAACAGGAGCUCCAUGUGAUCGCCUCUGAGCCCACCAAUGAGCACGUCUUCCAGGUGGACAGUUUCGACGCCCUCCAGGGCAUCCGGAGCCAGCUGCAGGAGAAGAUCUUCGCCAUCGAAGGCACCCAGUCCCAGAGCGGCAGCUCCUUCCAGCUGGAGAUGGCUCAGGAAGGAUUCAGCUCCCUGCUGUCCCCUGACGGGCCUGUGCUGGGAGCGGUGGGAGCCUAUGACUGGUCCGGUGGGAUAUACCUGUACGGGAGCGGCAGGAAGCCCAGCUUCAUCAACGUAUCCAGAACCUCCACUGACGUGAAUGAUGCUUACCUCGGUUAUUCGUCUCAGGUCAUCACAGCCAAUGGGCAGAGCAGCUACGUGGUCGGGGCCCCUCGCUAUCAACACACCGGCAAAGUCGUCCUGUUCAGCCGAGAUACCAACAGUGGAAAAUGGACACCCAGAUCGGAGCAGUUGGGAGAGCAGAUUAGCUCGUAUUUUGGGGGUACACUGUGCGCUGUGGACCUCGACAGAGAUGGGAACACGGACCUGGUUCUAAUCGGAGCCCCCAUGUACUAUACACCUCUGAAUGAAGGACGGGUCUAUAUCUGCCCCAUUAACUGGCUGGGGGUGAUGCAGAACUGCAGAAAGACACUGCAGGGGCAGACAGGGAAGACGUUCGGGCGCUUUGGGGCCAGCAUGUCUGAAAUCGGGGACAUCAGCGGGGACGGACAGACGGACGUGGCCAUCGGGGCCCCCAUGGAGAAUGACAAUUGUGGAGCCUUGUACAUCUUCCAUGGGGAAAAGGGAGGCCUCAGUCCCCAGUACAGACAGCGCAUAGAGGGGUCGCUGUUCCCCAGGAGGCUGCAGUACUUUGGCCAGGCCGUCAGUGGUGGGACAGACCUGACAGGGGACGGACUCCCAGACAUCGCGGUGGGAGCAGAAGGACAGGUCCUGCUGCUGAGGUCCCGGCCGGUGCUCAGAGUCAGGGUCUCCAUCAGCUUCCAGCCCCCAACCAUCCCCACCUCGGCCUUCAACUGCCAGGGGCAGGAGCAGCUCAACACGGAGGCCAGCAGGGCAGAGGUCUGCUUCACCGUCACUAAGAGCACCAUGGACAGCCUAGGCAACAAUAUCUCCGGCACCAUCCAGUACAGCCUGGCCCUGGAACCCCGGCGGACGAAGAUCCGAGCCGCCUUCGACUCUACCGGCCCCUUCCUGAGCAGGGAGCUGCAGCUCGGCAUCGAGACGAGAUGUGAGACGUACCGGAUAACGUUACCUCUCUGUCCAGAGGACACUGUGAGCCCCAUCACCCUGCGUCUCAACUACACCCUGAUGGGGGAGCCCAUCGCUGCUGCCGGCCGCCUCACACCCAUCCUGAGCGAGGACUCUGUGCCAGUGUCUGCAGGCUCGCUCCCGUUUCAGAAGGACUGUGGCACGGAUGACCGCUGCGAUGACCAGUUAGAAAUCUCCUUCAAUUUCUCUGGCUUGAGCACCCUGGUGAUGGGAGUCAACCCCGAACUCAACACCACCGUUUCCAUCCAGAACCGUGGGGAGAAUUCCUACAGCACCACGGUGCAGUUCUUCUACCCGGCCGCGCUGUCCUACCGCCGGGUCCUGCUGAUCCAGUCUAACAGGACUGUGGCCGUUAAGUGCAGCUCGGCCGUGGGCUCCGAGGAGCAGACUCAGAGAAACAGCACCUGCCACAUCAGCCACCCCGUCUUCUGGAGUGGAGCUGAGGCCGUUUUCGUCACCACCUUCGACGUCUCCUCUGAGGCCGACCUGGGGGGCAGGCUGCAGAUCACGGCCAAGGCCAGCAGUGACAAUGGCGGCCCCAUCACUGAGCGCAUGAUUCACCGGGCGGAGCUGCCGGUCAAGUACGGCAUCUUCAUCAUCCUCACCAGCCUCGAGGAGUCGACCACGUACGUCAACUUCUCCGCCGAGGAGGCAGGGACAAGUGUGCCAGUGACACAUCGGUACGAGGUGAAGAACCUGCGGCAGCGAAGCAUCCCCAUCUCGGUCACGUUCCAGUUCCCCGUGGAGCUGAGCGGGGUCCGGGUGUGGGACGCCUCUGAGGUCGUCCCCUCCAAGCCCCAGCUGGCUCAGUGCAUCAGUGAGGCUGAAACGCCCGGUUCGAAGGACUUUGUGAAGCAGAUGAGCGAGCGCCCCCUGCUGGACUGCUCUGUGGCCACCUGUAAGAAGAUCCGGUGCAGAAUCGCCUCCCUGGAAAUGCAGCAGCCACUGGAGUUCAUGAUGAAAGGGAACGUCAGCUUCCAGUGGGUCUCCCAGACUCAGCAGCAGAAAGUGAGUCUGGUGAGCGAGGCCCGGAUUGAAUACGAGGAGGAGAAAUACACCCAGAAGGAGGGAUUCAUCCAGCGCCAGGUGCAGACGGUGGUGGAGCGCUCCGAGGUCUAUAACUACCUGCCCAUCAUCGUGGGCAGCAGCGUGGGGGGCCUGGUCCUGCUGGCUCUCAUCACCGCAGCCCUCUACAAGCUCGGUUUCUUCAAGCGCCGGUACAAGCAGACGAUGGAGGACACUGUGAAGGGCGAGGGGCCUGGCCCAACUCAGAGUGCCACUGCUGGCAACCCCCCUGCUUCCGAUGCCCCCAAACAAUAGCCCCCCAUGCGCCAAUGCCCCCAGCUUUGCCUCCCUCUGGGUUGCCCCAAAUCCACCCCCGCCCCUUUAUGUUGCCACCUCCAAGAUGCAGAAAAAUUGGUCACUGGCCACCGUCCCACCAUCAAAACACGUCCUAGUGCCAACUAGAGCCAAUCGUUACUCAGAUUAGGCCUAGCCGAAUUCUCUUUGUCUUUUUAUAAUUUUGAUGGAGAACACUGAAGUUUAUUUUAGGUAUUUUUUAAAAGUUCCAUCAAUUUAAAUUUUGAUGUGGAAAAUUAUGGGUUUUAAGUAUCUUUUCCCCCUGUUUUUAUCAAUUUAAAUUAUCCCAGUUGUAGGAAUUUGUCUGUGUGUGGAGGGGUUCGGGCAAUAUCUGGAGGUCAGACAAUGAUUUAAUGGCAGUAAAGGUUGAGAUUAAAAAGUUAAAGCUUUAUAAUUAUGCUUGGAAGGAUAGAUUUAUCUCAGAAAAUGUAUUCACCACACGCACACAAGCUGCUGGCAAAAUAUUUCCAUUGCUAAUAAUCGAAAUUUGCAGAUAAGCGUUAAAUUUGAGGAAAUUGACUUUAUAACUAUUCAAACACAAAUUAUUAACAUCACAUGUCAAAAUAUACAAAGUUUGACCUUUUUAAAAUGAACGAAUUUUAAAAUUUUAUCAUUAGAAUUAAGGUUUGAUCCUCACAGGAAUUUUCCAUAACUGAAAAUUUAAAUCAAUAAAAAUUGAAAAACAAAUGGUUAGAAAUAAACAUUGAUACUGUCUGUGGAAGUUACUUAAAAAUAGCAUUCUGCCAAGCCUAUUUAUAACCUUUAAAACCACAAAUUGUCAACAUCACAUGAAAAUGUACAAAGUAAUUAUCCUGAAAGCUGCCCCAAGGACACCGGCAUGGCCACAGUUUUCUACACAGUGUGGUGGGUUUUUAAUAAGCUCUCCAGGAGCAUUGUUUGUUCUUUGUCUAGAUUAACAUUUGGAUUGUUAUCGCCGGACACGUUGUGCCAUUGGUUUGUACCCGUGUGCGGUGAAACUGAUGGUUGCUGACAAUUACCACUAAAAAUCUCGUUGUCCCGAGCUACUUAAAACGCAGUAUGAGCAGGCAACAAAAACGACCACCAAAACCCCAAGCCCCUCUCUGUGUAUUUCUUCGUUCUGUUAGGGAAUGACAGAUCCUCGGAGCUGCCUGUUCUCCUACCCCAGUGUGGAAGUAGAGAAAAGGAUAAAGGGAAUUUGAACGCAGAUAUCUUAACUUCUAGGAAUAAAGUAAGAGUCAGGCUAACACUAGCUCUAAUAACACGUGAUUUCAAGGCAGGGCCUAGGCAAGUGGAAAGCGAAUAGGAAAAAACUGUAAGAGAUACUGUUUUUUGACCUUGUGUUCGAUAAGAAUGGAAUACAGACUCUAGCAGGAACUGCUGAGAAAAGUAAGAUAUCAGAAGGAAUCUGUAUAAACAAGAUGCGGUUGUUGAUUAUUAUUGUCUGUACCAAAAGGUAUAAAUGCUUGCCCUAAUUGUUUAUCUAAUGGCGACCUGCCUAGGACGGGGGAAACCCUGUCCGGGUGUAUUCUCCCCUUGCAAGUGUCAGGAAAAUAAACUGUCUCUGACUUGUUGCAACCAACCUGAGAGUGAAGACUCUGUUUUCUUCCACAAUUUUGGUGCUGUGACUCGGAUGGCAAUGCCCGACUGAGACAGCGACAACUACUGCGGACUGUUCCU